CGCCAAUUUAGGAAUGCGAUAAGUUUGUUGAGUUCGUCUUAUACCAAGAUCAAUACGUAUGUGGUAGGAUAUGUCUAUGCAUUCCCCAAAGCAGUAGAGAAGCUCAGGCAGCUAGUUUCACAUCUCAGCUCUUUUUGGCGGGGUAUCCAGUUAUAUUUCCAAGAACCCAGCCGCUUCUUUCCCUUAACAAUUUCUCAUCCAAACCCACAGAACCAAAACAAACUCACCGCGAACCUGUCUCACAGUAAAGGAAAUAUCGGUCAAUAAGCUCUUUGAAGCUUAGUGCCAACCUGACUUACAGAGAGAUUUACCCUCGGAACCUUGCAUUGCCAACUUGCACAGCCCAAAGCCCAAGCUAGAGGGGACUGCCAAUGGUGCCAUAAUCAUGCCGCAGCCAGGUGCAGCAGGGCCUUCCCGGGCGAGCCAGUUGGCCGACGGCGGUGGUGCCACAACGAGCAAACCAAGCGGCCCCGAAAAGAUCCCACAGCUCACCAAUGUUGCGCCCAGCGUGUUCAUCCCCUUCAACGACGACGUGACCAAGGACACGGAGGACGGGCCCCGAGACCGCAUGCAGCGCCUACGGCGGAUCCUCGAGAGCGUCGACUACCAGCGCGACGGCGUCAAGGAGAACCUCCUGUUCCUGUUCCAGCGCGAGAAGACGCGCAUCAUGCAGGAGUCGCUGGCGCAGGAGCUCAAGUCGGGCCAGGGCGAAUACAAGCCAGCCCUGAAGCCGCGCGAGGUGGACUGGGUGGUGGGCAACAUGGCGGCCAAGGCGCAGCCGGGCUUCGACUACAACAUCAAGCAAAUGCCGUACCCGGAGCAGUCACGGCCAGUGCUGCCGCCCUCCGCCACCAUCCGCGACAAGGCCACCGCCAACAUGUUGCAUCUUGUAGAGGCUGGGAUCCAGGAGCUCACCGGCUACGAUGCGCACAUGGGCGAGAUCAGGCGGUACUACAUUGGCUGCCUCGACAAGGAGCUGGAGAGGCUCGAAGUCGUCGGCAUGCGGCCCGAGGAACGGCCACAGCGGGUUGCUCAGGCUCAAAUGUGAAGCAAGCAGGGCGAGCAGGAGAAGAGGGAAGCGAUUUUGCCAGACAGGGUGUAAAAUAACAACUUUCAUCGUCGAGGAGUCCAGUUACUGCCGUUCUCUGAAGUUCUGUCUGAAGUUCUGAACUCGAGCAACACGUUUGGCCAUGGCAGACGGAUUAUUCCGUAGACAUCAAAAUCUCAUGCUGCCCCAUUCCAUGCAUCUACUUCUCAAUACUCAGUGUUCCACACCGUUCUCGAACAACCCCACAAUAAACAUACUGUCUGCACAAUUCAUGCCCAGACAACACAGUCAAAACAAAAACAGAGCUAUCUGGUAAAGGGGAUGUGG
Molecule: messenger RNA, 1375 nt
Organism: Lasiosphaeria miniovina
Lineage: Eukaryota; Fungi; Ascomycota; Sordariomycetes; Sordariales; Lasiosphaeriaceae
Exons: 3
Coding region: 386-1048 (220 amino acids)
Source: RefSeq, a predicted model, not a curated record